AAUUAGAACAACGAGGAAGGCUUUACUGGACUUACCGUGUCGCUUCUUUCAGCUGCGGUAAAUAUAUCCAAACAAACGAUCUAUAUAUGCUUUUUAACACAACGAUUUCACACUGAGGGAACGUUUUGAAAUGGCAGCGAGCGUAGGGCCGGUCAUGAAUCCGCCGCAGGGGAGUGACGAGCGGGUGGUUUUCACGCAGCUAAAGCCGGUGAGGAUGUCCAGAGCAGCGGACGGUGCCGAGGACUCAUCCGUGUUUGAGGACGUUAAACCCGGGGCCCAGUUGGAGAUGGACAAAUACCUCCCACAGAUCACCAGCUCGCUCUUGAGUCCUGCCAUCAACCUGACUGACAAGAAGUACCGGCGGGAGAGCGCAUCGGUGGUGGACGAGUACUUCUCUGAAGACAAGCCCGGUGCCCCCUACAGCCUCAACAUCAACCUCAUCCUCCCCAGCUCCAGCCACCUGCGCACAGGCCUCUAUCGCCACAACGCCAAGACCCUGGCCCCCACGCAGAUCAAGACAGAGCCCGGACUGGAGGUGCCCUGCUCUUCUGCCAGCACCCAGGCCCUGCCGGACUUCACCUCAGUGUUCAAUGUUCCCCCCGUGGUCAAUGGUGUCUUCAUCAAGCCAGACCUGAGCUCUGGGGAUGUCACCCUUUCUGGCGGGUCACAGUCACAACAGAGUUUGGACACAGAGCUUCAUAUUGGACCCCAGGCCCCUCAGCCUCAGGUCUACCACAUGCCAGUCAACAACGCGGCAGACCUUACCAUGACUCUGUCCCACUCCGUACCCACGGCGUCUGGUUCUCGGACCAUGCUGAACCUCGGCAAUGCCAGCAACGGGGGUGGCUACAUGUUGGCCGAGCACCAGUUGGGAGCGCAUCACGGUUACUACCAGGCGUCUGCCGCCCAGCAUGCGGGCCCCCACAGCUUGCCACCCUCGCCCCCAAACUCGCAACCGGGCAGCCCUGAUGCUCAGCCCGAACUGCUGAGUUUGGCCAGCCAGCCGCCGCCCCCCUACCAACAGCAUCUAGUGGGUGGGAUAAAAGUGACGGGGUUGUCCCCUCACGCCAUGCUGAUGACGCACGGCCAGGGCGUCCUGACAGGGCCCAAAUACAACAGGCGGAACAACCCAGAGCUGGAGAAGAGGAGGAUUCAUUUCUGCGACUACCCAGGCUGCACAAAAGUUUACACAAAGAGCUCGCAUCUGAAGGCACAUCAGAGGACACACACGGGCGAGAAGCCGUACCGCUGCACGUGGGACAACUGCGACUGGCGUUUCGCCCGCUCCGACGAGCUGACCCGACACUACCGCAAACACACGGGCGCCAAACCCUUCAAGUGCGUGGCCUGCAGCCGAUGCUUCUCGCGCUCGGACCACCUGGCCCUGCACAUGAAGCGCCAUCAGAACUGAGAAACCCCCGAACAGAGCCCGGUGGGAUCCACCGCAGGAAGCACGGACAAGUGGGAAGAUUUCACCGUAAACUAUUUUUCUUUUGUUUUUGUCCUAACCACAAUGCAUUUGGUCAAAAUUAGGGAUGUGUUUAACUUGACAAAUUACAAAAGAAAUGUAAAUAUGGCAAGUGAAGCACAAAAUCUCUGAUUCACACACAAUAAAAAAAGUAAAGUCGCGGCAAGUGUUGUGUGAAACCUAUGCCAAGGUCCAAUUGUUUUUGUCAACUCACACGUUGGCAUUUAGCCGUUGAAAUUUGUUCCGUUUUUAACGUGGAAAAAAAAAAAUCUCAUUGAACCCCAGAAAUUUUAGCUUCUUCCUUGAAUCAUGCAUCACAUUUCCACUAAAGUUUUGUGAAAAUUGGUUACGUUUUUGACUAAAUUCUGUCAAAAUCGGUUGCAUUUUUUUUUUUUUUUUUACUAAAUUGAAUCCAAAUCGAUUACGCUUUUGACCAAAUUUUGUCAAAAUCAAUUGUUUUUGACUUAAGAAAUGACCCAAAAAAAAACUCAUGACAAGUGGAAUGCAAUAGCCUACUUCUACCAAGGCCCCCAAAAAUCUCGGAUUCGAGCUUAAAAAUUUUUUUUUCGUUGAAUCAUGCAUCAUCUUUCCACAAAAUUUGGUUGAAUUCUGAUACAUCUUUAACUUGACAAAAAAAGUAACGUCAUGGCAAGUGGACUUUGAAACCUUCACUGAGGCCUACAUUCUUUUCCUUGACUCUCGCCACUCCUUUGGUUUUGUUUAAAAAAAAUACUAUUAAAAAAACUAACUAACAAGUGUGGGGGGGAAAAAAACUCAAGGCAGAAGAAUAAUUCGUAGAUAUGCACGUGAAUUUUGAUGACUUAUUCCUUGAAUAUUUUUUUAUUCCCCGAACUGUUGACAUUGGGCAACGUCAAACGAUGAAAAAAGUAAACUCACGAGUGGGGAACUCAUUAAAUCUGCCGCGAACAAAAAAAAAAAAAAAAAGUGUUUUAACUUUUAACUCAUGCUCCAACUUUCCGCAAAAUUUCAUCGAAAUCGGUUCUGUUGCUUUCACGAAAAAACACAAACUCAUCAAGACUUUUUUGCAAUAUUGACAAAAGUACUAGCAGCAGAAAUAAUUAAACUGUUGAUUUCUUGGCUAAUGCGCUACGUAUACAAAAUUUCUUCAGAAUGUUACGUUUUCAAUUACGACAACAACAAAAAAAACUUGUCAGAGCAAAUCAGGCAAACUACUUUUUAGCCUUUGUAUACAUUGUAAUUUUCAUUUUGUAGUCAGUCUUUACUCAUUCAUUGGUGAGAUUUUGUCUGUGCUAAUUCUUCCUUUUUCGCAAUAACUUUCCGUUGGACAGGUGGAUGCCCCACUUCACUCUCAUUGUAAAUAUGUUUAUAUAUCUAUUGUGCCUGCGAGGAUAUUUUAAAAAAUGAAUGUAUUUAGAUUUAUAGUACACUUGCCUUUUUUUUUUUUCUUUCCACGUUUUGUUGAUAAGAGUCAAACUUCUCAAGUUGUGUUUAAGGGGAGAAAACAGAAAGGAAUAAAAUAGAAUUGGAAUUAGUCAUGGACUGGUUAUGCCUGUUUUGGAGGUGACAGAGCAUAGUGGUGAGCUGAUGUUUGUGUUGGUUGCUUCCGAUGGCAACCAAGUGAACUAAUCAACAAUUUUAAUAAUGUCAUUUUUUUUAAUCAUUUGAAAAAAAAUUUUUAACCCCCCCACCCAUCAAUGCACCACGGUUAAAUCUUUUAUUCCUUUUUUAGUUUGUUUUUUUAAAUGGCUUUGCAAGCAUUCAAGUUAUCCAACUGGAGCGUGGACAUAAACGGCAACAAAAAAAAAAAGUGUAAUUUAAAAAAUGUUUUCAUGGCUUUUGUAAAUAUUUCUAUGGUUUUUACUUCGCUCAUCAGCAUUUGAAUGUUGAAUCGGUAUGUUCAUCAAGAGCCUUUGUGGUGUUUUCUAUUUUUUGAGUUAAAGUUUUUUGAGAUAAUAAAAAAUGACCUACAUGA
Messenger RNA from Phycodurus eques (leafy seadragon), 3422 nucleotides. RefSeq names its product Kruppel like factor 5 like (gene klf5l). Gene Ontology annotation, molecular function: RNA polymerase II cis-regulatory region sequence-specific DNA binding; DNA-binding transcription factor activity, RNA polymerase II-specific. Bases 131 to 1411 code for a protein of 426 amino acids. NCBI's taxonomy places the organism in Eukaryota, Metazoa, Chordata, Actinopteri, Syngnathiformes, Syngnathidae. Gene Ontology annotation, biological process: regulation of transcription by RNA polymerase II. The transcript is spliced from 4 exons. The record is from RefSeq and is a predicted model, not a curated record.